Messenger RNA from Coregonus clupeaformis (lake whitefish), 11777 nucleotides. RefSeq names its product histone-lysine N-methyltransferase SETD2. Lineage: Eukaryota; Metazoa; Chordata; Actinopteri; Salmoniformes; Salmonidae. The transcript has 25 exons. Gene Ontology annotation, cellular component: nucleus; chromosome. The coding region runs from base 417 to 9851 and encodes 3144 amino acids. The record is from RefSeq and is a predicted model, not a curated record. Gene Ontology annotation, molecular function: protein binding; histone H3K36 methyltransferase activity. Gene Ontology annotation, biological process: regulation of DNA-templated transcription.
UCUAGCAGUCUAGCUAGGUAGCCAUUGUUGUGCAACCUAGCUAGCAAUUACAAGUUUAAACUAGCUAAGGUUAGCUGACUGUGUAUUUUUAAAACAACGCACCAAAUUGGGUUGUAAUCACGACUUCGCACCGCUUUUUUGAUUAAUCGGUUUGGUACUUACAGUUAGCUAACUAGGUAGAAUUUCGAACCCGAACACCCCGUGUGGAUUUGACGUCGGCAGUGCUUCAUGUUUUUCAGCCAAGAGACUCGGAGCUGUUUGUUAUCAGCGUAAGGUUAACGUUAGAAGAUGGGGGACGUUUAUGACCCAGAACACCCGAAAGAGUGUGACAUCACGUUGGAGAGCUCACCGCUCUGAACUGGUUUAUUCUUGGCCAGCAGCUUCUACUGGGCUACAAACGCCAGAACCGCAGUGCAAUGGAUGCUCUGGUGAACUCAGAGAUCAGGGAAGAGGGAGGAGAUACCUCAGUCAAGGUUGAGGGCCUCACCAAGGCAGCUAUACUCAAAGGCCUCUCUCCUCGAGUGAUGUUGUCCAGCCAUCUCCUGCCUAAAGGAACCAAGAGGAAGGUGAACCUGGAUGACCAGGGUCGCCAGAAAGUGUCCUUCAGCUUCUCUCUCACAAAGAAACCUCUGCAGAACUUAUUCCUGGCCCCUCCCAGUCAGGAAAAAUCUCUUGCUGAACUUCCCUCUGUCCUGUCACCUACAACCUCACUCUCUCAGGACAGAGCAGGGCAGCAUACGGAAAGUAAAAAUGAGCAAAUGCAGCCACCCUUGUCGGUGCCCACACCAGUAGCAGAGACCCUUGCGCCUCAGACGGCGGUCUCCUCAGUCCCCAAACCUAAAGUGGACUUGGGAAAGAUGCACUUCAAGAAACAGAUUCUCAGUGCAUCUGUUAUUGAAGAGAGUCCCAUAACCAGCGUUGUCUUACAGGAUCCACCCCCUUCCGAGCAACAGGUUUUAAUGAAAUCUUCAGGUGAAAUUGAAACUGUCACCUCAACACGACCAUCCCAGUCUCAGAACAGUCUUCAGAACAUGGACAAUGAGUGCCCCUCUGAGAAUGCUCUCACUCAUGUAUCUGAUGUGAAGCCGGACCUCAGUCUCAAGGAGCUGACUGAUUCCUCCCACGUAGGGAAAGUGGAUGUAAACGGUUCCAGUGUAACGGAGCAGCAAGACGCCUCAGAAAACAUACCAAUCCGGUCCCGGUCAGACAGCACACUCCCUGGCUCAGAAUCUGAUGCUGAUUCAGUGCAGACAUCUUCCAGCCACAAGUCGGGUGAACGCAAGGCCACAGCAAAGUCGGAGAGUAGAAGUAAGGAUGCAAAAAGGAUAUCCUCUUCUCGCUCCAAAUUAGAGGAAACAGAAAAAAGUUCUCACCAUACACGUUCUGAGAAGGACGAAAGGACCUGUAGUUACUCAAAGUUUAACCGAGAAUCCAAAUCUGACAGAGAAUCCAAGUCUGACCGAGAAUUAAGGUCAACCGCUGACCGAGAAUCCAAGUCUGACCGAGAAUCAAAGCACACACCCUCGCGGUCCUCCCGCUCUGACAAAGACCGCAAAAGGACUACGAGUCGGUCAAGGUCCAGAUCAAGAGGCCCCCGGACGAGUUCUAGACCUGAGACACGUUCCAGAUCUGAGAGAUCUAGAAGCGAGAGAGGGUCAGGAUCACGGUCUGAUCGGUCAUAUCAUGACUCUGAGCGGAGGUCAGGAGGUCACAGAAAUUCUCCAUACAGAGAGAGGAGAGGCAGCUCUCGCUCUCAGACUGAUAGCAGCAGAGUCCGCGGCGACAGUUCUGACUCUGAAGAUGACCACAGAAGAACUCGGACUAGAACAAGUGAUUCCAGCAGGUCGUCCACCCAUUCUAGCUUGCAGAGAGAUUCAAAGUCAUCCUCAUCUCGCUCAAAAUCUGAACGAGACUCGAAAUCUGAACGAGACUCGAAAUAUAUAGAUUCCCCUCACUCUUCAGAGAUAGAUAAAAGAACACAAUCUUCUAAGUCUGAGAGGGCCUCAAAGAGAACUGUUGACUCCGAUUCUCUCCAAAAGUGCUCUCCUGAAGGAGAACCUAAUCACAGGAAAUCCAACACCCACUACAAGCCGGACAUCAGUGUUCGAUCCACUCAUUCCAGUCCACAUGCCCUCUCUCAAACAUCGGACAAAGGUCUCCAGAAAAGCAGCUCUAGUGAAUUUGAGGUAGCUCACAAAGGGAAGUGUCAGUCACAGGGCUCUGAUCGCUCUUCUGGCUCUGAAGGGGCAUGGACAUCUUCCAACAGUAAAUCAGACUCUAAGCAAAUGUCCGCCUCCAAGUCAUCAUUGAAAUCUAAUAGACAAUCAAACGACACAUUUCACAGUCCAAAUAAUAUACAAACCCAUGAAACCCCUUCUGGUGCUCACUCUCAGAGCAAAAAUGACAAAGGUGGAGCAGAUUCCCAGCUAGCAGAUACUUGCCAAAGGGAGGACGUUGGCAACAUGGAUGACAUCACAUCCCAAGAUAAAGACUUACAAAAACCAACUCUGUCGUUACCUUCAAAUUGUGAUCCAACUCACAGAUUGCGAGAACCAGCGUUGGAUCUAGUUAAUGAGAAUAUUAAUCAUUGCAUUGAGGUUCAGAAUGUCUCGGCAGCAACUUUACCGAACACCGCUAGUGGAGACCAAUUAUGUGAAACAUUUGCCGUAGGGGACAUUGACAAUGUUAAUAAAAGCAUUUGCUCUGAACAAAAAGAAGAUGCACAGCGUGUAGACCCCCAAAUGGGAUCCACCGAGAAGCCGGAUGAUGUAGCCAACUCUAGCUUUUCCUGCAGUAAUGACCGAGUAAUACCCAGCCUGGAUAAGACUGUUUUUCAAGGUUCAGUUGGGUCAAAGUCAUCACCAUCUACAGUAGACGUAUCUGUCAGAGACCACCCUAAGGAGAACACUAAACCAGAAAAUACUGUCUAUUCUAGUAGAAAUGUGAAUAUCAAGAUGCAGUCUUGCACAAGCGUCCCUCUCAAAUCUGAACCCUCUAGUCCUGAACCUCAACAAUUUCCCAACAAGACUGAACAACAGAACUCUAGUUUGAGGAAAAACAGAGGUAAAACAAAAAGAUCGCGUUGGGAUAUUGUUGGACAAGACACCUCAGACAGUGAUAAUCCUCAGAAAUGGCCUUCCCAAGAAAGUAAACCUGCUGUGAAAAAGGUAAUCUCCGUCAAGAGAAUUGAGUUUUCUAAAGACGUCAGCCAGGAAGAGCCAUCUCUGAUAAAGGGUCAACUGAAAUGGGAAGCUGAGUUGCAUUCCAAAACGAUUAAGCAAGAAAUUGUCAUCGCACAAGAACACAGCUCAGUACCAAUAUCUCUUAGGAAAGACCAGUCGGAGUCCGCAAACCCAACUGCACAACCAGGCACCUGUGAAACCAGCAAUGACCAUUCAGACAUCAAACCCCACAUCAGCCAAAUGGAUGGAGAUCCCUCACUUUUAAAUAAUACCUCACAUGUAGACAACGCUAGAAGGGAGCAGGGUAGGAAUGGCGACGGCAAUGAAGGGAAAUCUAAAGAUGGUGCUCACAAGAGCAAACUGGUGAAGAGACCAGUGUCGAGCCAGGACGGUGUAGGCCAAAGCGAGGACAGUGACUCUGACGAUUCAGAGUCGGACUCUGACUGCGGUGCUGCUGUGAAACGGAUGCAGUCUGUGGUGGUUGUGCCAAAGAAUUCCACCCUAACUCACUCGGACACAACAGACAAGCCUGUGUCUCCCUGCACUCCAAGCACUAGCCCAGGACGUCAACAACACGCUAACGGGGCUAGUGGCCAAGAGGGUGACCUGGACAGGAAGGAGAUCACAAGCAGAGUCAGCCCACAGCAGAGACAUCGAGGCUUUCCCACCAUGUGUGAGAGCACUAGGCAGGCCAGUAAUGCUUGUGUUGAUGGAAGUCUCUCUUUACAUGACAGCAUGGUGUAUCAAUCACAGAGCAAUAUGGUAGAUAGCACCAGCCAGCUCGAGGGCUCCAAUGCCACCGAUGCCCAGCCUUAUAAGGAUCCUUAUAGCAGUGCCCAUGAGAGACCAAAGAUUGGUGCAGCAACGGUGAGCCAGGUUGCUGCCCACAGCCUUGAGACCUCCUUCAGGCAGUCUGAGACAGGGCAUCCACAGCAUUAUGAGAGUGGCAGGGGUGGUGGGAUGCUGUCCCGUUACCAACAUGGAGACUUUGCUAGCUCUGAUGACUUCAACAGCAGUCUGGGCAGUCUGGGCUGGGACUUCACACAGCCGGAGCAGCCCAGCAGUACGUACCAGCAGCCUGACAGCAGCCACGGGGCAUCACAACAGCAUCCCAACACUCAACAGCCAGGGAACUCUUCUUUAGGGCAGGUGUACAGGGCAGACAACGGGGCCUGCUGGACCCAACUACCAACUACUACUCAACCCACCUGCAGACCGGUCUACCUCCAUGUGCCUGCAACACAUUACCAGGAGCCUGUUGGUCAAGUCCAUCCUGACUCCCUGACUAAUGACUGUGAUGAGGACAGUGAGGGGAAACCAGCAGGCCUUAGUAGACUAGCUGUGGAAUGCAAUGGUCCCAACCUUCCAGGCUCGCUAGCCUUCGUCCAAGCCCAUGAAAUAAGCAGCAACUGCAGAGGCUCUGUCAACGCCACUCCAGAGAGCAUUGCCAUAGUUGAACCUCCCAGAGACAAGGACAACUCGAGGCCCCACAGAGGCAGGGGUCCUCCCAAGAAGAGGCGUCCAGAAAUGGAGUCAGAUUCGGACAGUGAGGCAGAACCUGGGCUCGCUAGCAAAAGGGAGCGACUGGCAGAAAGGGAUCUCCCCAAGGUCUCCAAAGACUCCAGGGAGACUCCAGGUCAGGCCGAGGUGCAACGUCCUUUGCUCAGUCUGAGGGACUUCCGGGACGCCAGCAACUGGAGGGAGAUGGCAAGGUCUAAGAAGAUGCCACCAUACUUUGACCUGAUUGAGGAAAACCUGUAUCUGACUGAACGGAAGAAGAACAAGUCUCAUCGAGACAUCAAGAGAAUGCAGUGUGAGUGCUCUAUGCUCUCGAGGGAGGAGCGGUCUCGUGGAAUGAUGGCUUGUGGGGAGGACUGCCUUAACCGUCUGCUGAUGAUCGAGUGCUCAUCGCGGUGCCUGAAUACAGGAUACUGCUCCAACCGACGCUUCCAGAUGAAACAGCAUGCAGACUUUGAGGUCAUCCUGACUGAAGAAAAGGGCUGGGGACUGAGGGCGGCCAGGGACCUGAUGCCAAACACGUUUGUGCUGGAGUACUGCGGAGAGGUGUUGGACCACAAGGAGUUCAAGACGCGGGUGAAAAAGUACGCUAGCAUGAAGAACAUCCACUACUAUUUCAUGGCCUUGAAGAAUAAUGAGAUCAUAGACGCCACACUGAAGGGGAACUGCUCUCGCUUCAUGAACCACAGCUGUGAGCCCAACUGUGAGACGCAGAAGUGGACUGUGAACGGCCAGCUGAGAGUUGGGUUCUUCACCUCCAGGACCGUCACAGCUGGUACAGAGCUUACCUUCGACUACCAGUUCCAGAGAUAUGGGAAAGAGGCCCAGAAGUGCUUCUGUGGGGCUCCCAGCUGCCGAGGCUUCCUGGGCGGGGAGAACCGGGUCAGCGUAAGAGCAGCAGCGGGGAAGAUGAAGAAAGAGCGCCCUCGCAAGAAGGACACCUCCGUGAGCAAUGCACUUACUACGGUGGAUGAGGAGCUAGAGGCUCUGCUGGAGAACGGGGAGGGUCUGUACGAUGAGAAGGAGGUGGUAUCUCUCUGCAGGCUGAUGGUCAGAGUGGAGACCAUGGAGCAGAAACUCAUCUGCCUCAAACUUAUCCAAGAUACCCAGAGCCCGUCCUGCCUGAAGCACUUCCUGGACCAUCACGGUCUGUCUCUACUCUGGAUCUUCAUGGUGGAGCUCUCUGAAGCUAAGGGCAACAGUGUCAACAACAUCAAACUGCAGUUUCAGAUCAUGAAGACCCUGUCAGUACUGCCUAUCUCCACUAAGAACAUGUUGGAGGAGAGUCAUGUCCUGAGCCUCAUCCAGCGCUGGGCCCAGACACACACACACUCCCUCCCCCAGCCCCCCGGGGCUGACCAGGACGGCUACUCCAGUGAGAACACGUCCCGCGCCCAGACCCCUCUCAACACUCCCGACGGCUCCUCUGCCUCAGUCGCCAAACUGGGCCCUGAGCUGGACAGUGACACCCCCAAACUGGGCCCUGAGCUGGACCGUGACACCCCCAAACUGGGCCCUGAGCUGGACAGUGACACCCCCAAACUGGGCCCUGAGCUGGACAGUGACACCCCCAAACUGGGCCCUGAGCUGGACAGUGACACCCCCAAACUGGGACCUGAGCUGGACAGUGACACCCCCAAACUGGGACCUGAGCUGGACAGUGACACCCCCAAACUGGGCCCUGAGCUGGACAGUGACACCCCCAAACUGGGCCCUGAGCUGGACAGUGACACCCCCAAACUGGGCCCUGAGCUGGACAGUGACACCCCCAAACUGGGCCCUGAGCUGGACAGUGACACCCCCAAACUGGGCCCUGAGCUGGACAGUGACACCCCCAAACUGGGCCCUGAGCUGGACAGUGACACCCCCCAAACUGGUGACACCCCCAAACUGGGCCCUGAGCUGGACAGUGACACCCCCAAACUGGGCCCUGAGCUGGACAGUGACACCCCCAAACUGGGCCCUGAGCUGGACAGUGACACCCCCAAACUGGGCCCUGAGCUGGACAGUGACACCCCCAAACGGGCCGUGUACCGUCGCCUUAAGAUCAGCGAGAACAGCCUGGACAGCGCCAUGUCGGACGCCAGCAAGGCCUCGGACGGUAAGGAGGAGGAAGAGGAGAUGGAGGAUGAGGAGGCCUCACGAUCUGAGCCUCCAGUGGAGAGCAGCAAACAGGCACAGACCGAGCCGGUGGUUGAGGCCCAGGCCCAGACCGAGCCGGUGGUUGAGGCCCAGGCCCAGGCCGAGCCGGUGGUUGAGGCCCAGGCCCAGGCCGAGCCGGUGGUUGAGGCCCAGGCCCAGGCCGAGCCGGUGGUUGAGGCCCAGGCCCAGGCCGAGCCGGUGGUUGAGGCCCAGGCCCAGGCCGAGCCGAGCCGGGUGGUUGAGGCCCAGGCCCAGGCCGAGCCGGUGGUUGAGGCCCAGGCCCAGGCCGAGCCGGUGGUUGAGGCCCAGGCCCAGGCCGAGCCGGUGGUUGAGGCCCAGGCCCAGGCCGAGCCGGUGGUUGAGGCCCAGGCCCAGGCCGAGCCGGUGGUUGAGGCCCAGGCCCAGGCCGAGCCGGUGGUUGAGGCCCAGGCCCAGACACCCACAACGGAGGAGCCAACAGAAGAGCCAGUCACAGAGCUGAAGGAGACACCAGAGGAGGUAAUGGAGGUCACAGAACCCAAAGCUGAGAGCCAAGACGCUGAAGAUCAGGAGGAGGAGGUGAAUGAGAAGGGUGGUGAGGAGGAGGUGAAAGAUGAGUGGAGUGAGGGACAGAAGGAGAGCGGAGAGGAGGAGCAGGAAAGUCAGUCAGUGGAGGAGAGUGAGGUUGUGGCGGGAGAGCAGGCCAACAUGGAGGUCCAGGAAUCAUCACAAAUUGAGCCAGUUCAGACGGAAGUUACUGAGACCCCUUCAGAGGAGCAUCCUGCUGUGGAGAAGGAGGAGACCACCACAGCAGAGACCGGGACUGAAGAUGCUGAGAAGGCUCCAGGCAGCCAGGAACAGCCAGGCCAGGUGGCCCCCGAGGUUCCCCCGGAGGUGGCCCCUGGCACUGAGGACACUGCCCAGGUAGUGACCCCAGCCUCGGAGGCCCCUCCACCUCCCUUUCCGGUGGUCCCCGUGGAGCCUACGGCGGUGGGGACGCCCUCGCAGGAUGAGGAGGAGGGUGUGUCUGAUGUGGAGAGUGAGAGGAGCCAGGAGCCCCAGCUCAGAGCUGUGGAUAUAGGAGACAUGGCUGCUAGGUUACUGGACAGCUGGAGGGACCUGAAGGAGGUGUACAGGAUCCCCAAGAAGAGCCAGGUGGAGAAGGAGACACACGAUCGUAGUCGAGACCGAGACGCUGCCCUGGCCCCGGCUCGCACCCCCUCCGGUAGCCGAGAACGGGAACGGGAACGGGAACGGGAGAGGGAGCGGGACAAGGAGAGGGACAGGGAACGAGAUCGAGACAGGGAGCGUGACAGGGAGCGUGACAGGGAGCGUGACAGAGAGAGGGACAGAGAUUGGGAGCGAGACAGGGAGCGAGACAGGGAGAGGGACAGGGAGAGGGACAGAGAGAGAGACUGGGACAGAGACUCUGAGAAGACACCCCGCAGCACAGAGAGACGGAGGAGACGUGCCUCCACCUCCCCCCCGCCCUCAGCCUACGAGCGGAGCAGCAGGCGUAACGAGGACCGGUUUGACCUGGCUAACAGCAGUAAGAAGAGCCGUAGCAUCACCAAGGAGCGCACCAAGCUGUCUACAGAGGAGCGCAGGAAGCUGUUUGAACAGGAGGUGGCCCAGCGUGAGGCCCAGAAACAACAACAACAGUUACAGCAGCAACAACAACAACAACAGCAGCAGCUCCAGACUCUAGCCUACGAUGCAGCCCUGACCUACACUACCAGCCCAGCUGGCUUCCUUCACUACCCCCCCGGCUACCCCCUCCAGACCUACGUGGACCCCAUCAACCCCAACGCAGGCAAGGUGUUGCUGCCUACCCCUCCUGUGGAGCCCCUGGUCCCAGCCACCCUGGCCUUCGAGCAGACCCCUCCCCAGGCUCUGAUCACCGAGCUGGGCAUGACCUCUCCCUCCUCCACCUCCCAGGCCCCUCCAGUCCCCCAACACAUCCAGCAACCCACCGCCCCUCUGGAUCUCCACCGUGGCACGCCCCAGCAGUACACCCUGCAGCCCAGCGUGGCAGGCCAGGACCCUGGUGUAGCCGUCCUGUCAGUGCCUGCCGUGUCGGCGCCCCCUCAGGCUUCGGCGGGCCAGGGGAGUUACACCACGCUGUGGGACCCUACCACCCAGCAGGCUGUGACAGUACAGACCCAGAUAGCACCACAGUACCAGGUUGUCCCAGCACCUCCUCCCACCCAGACAGCCAUCUACUAUCAGGGCCAGCCCUGUCAGACCAUCUACAGUAUCCCCACUGCCUACCCACAGGCCAACACGCCUGUCCUGCAGGCGUACUCUGAUCCGGCUGCCAGCUACCUCCAUGGUCAGCCGGUGUACACAGGUCACCAGCAGGGAGUGGUGGUUCAGCAGGGGGGCACGGUCACUACCAUAGUCACCUCACAGACUGUCCAGCAGGAGAUGCCCAACACUGUGUUAGUCCCCAACAGUAUGAUAGACCUGCCGCCUCCCUCUCCUCCCAAACCCAAAACCAUCGUCCUGCCCCCCAGCUGGAAGGUAGCACGGGACGGAGAGGGAAAGAUCUACUAUUACCACGUCAUCACCAGGCAGACUCAGUGGGAUCCUCCCAGCAGCUGGGACGGGGCCAGUGAAGACGCCCACAGCUUAGACCACGAGGCUGAGAUGGACCUGGGGACGCCCACCUACGACGAGAACCCCUCCAAGUUCUCUACUAAGACGGCAGAGGCAGACACAUCCAGUGAGCUGGCCAAGAGGAGCAAGGAGACGUUCCGGAAAGAGAUGUCCCAGUUCAUUGUGACCUGCUUGAACCCGUUCCGGAAACCAGACUGCAAACUGGGACGCAUCAUCAACACUGAGGAUUUCAAACACCUAGCCAGAAAGCUAACUCACGGUGUGAUGAACAAGGAGCUGAAAUCCUGCAAGAACCCAGAGGACCUGGAGUGCAACGAGAACGUCAAGCACAAGACCAAGGAGUACAUCAAGAAAUACAUGCAGAAGUUUGGCAGCAUCUACCGGCCCAAAGAGGACACUGAGCUGGACUAAGUGUCUGACUGGAGGAACAGAACCAGGAUCAAGACUUGAAACUAUGAUUAGUCUACACUCAUUUGGGGCCCACGAACGGUGAAAGGAGACACACUCAAACCCGAACACAGAUUCGCUUUUUACUCUUCUCACGCCAAGUAGGAGUCAAGUCAAGCAGUGAAACUGAACUGUGUUUGAUUAUGGAGGUGGGAUCGUUCCACACACACAUUUAUGUGGAGGACAUAUUUAUGUUGACAAAGACGGUCUUAAACUGAUGCCUUGAAGGCUUGACCCGGGAACUAGGGGCGGGGACUAGAAUCAUGAUGACGCAGAGGGAGGCGUCUCACAAGGGGCAGAGGCUCCAGGUGAAGUGUCCACAGAGAAGUGUGCGACACCUAGGCUGCAUCUCAACUGGCACCCUAUUCCCUAUAUAUGUACUUUAUAGGGAAUAGGGUGCCAUUUGGGAGUCAGACCCAGAGAGGGGUGCUACAUUGACUAUAUUCUCACUACCGUGUUUUGCUUUCUGCAUUUUUCCAGUUCAACUUUGUUACCGAACUAACAAUGUUCUCAACAUCUUUUCAGCUACAUAUUCUCUCUAGAACUCUUCCUCCCCUGGCUGAAAAACCAUGAUUUUUAAAUUGCUCUUCAAUGUUUUUUCAAUGUUGGGAUGUUGCUGUAAUGAAGUCCAGCAGUGGGAAUGAACUGGUCAAAAUGGAUCAAUGUAAAGAAAGACUAAAGAAUCUGUUUAUCCAUAUGACUGACUGGCUUUCCUCUGGUGCGCCCUGCCGCCCAUCUCCCCCCCCCAGCCAGCCAUUGACCUUGACUAGGGUAUCUGGUGCUGCCUUUAGCUGGGCUGUGAUAGUCCAAGCUUUCUACUCCCCAAGCCCUCCCUGCCUUCAGACCACAAGACUCCGGAGCCUCUGUUGUUAUAUGAACGCUUGAUGGAGGCUGGGUUCGGUUCUGAUGGAGGCUGGGUUCGGUUCUGAUGGAGGCUGGGUUCGGUUCUGAUGGAGGCUGGGUUCGGUUCUGUCAAGCUGACUGGUGUCCUUAUAAGAAUUCCUCCAUGGCUGCUUACCAAAUGGCACCAUAUUCCCUAUAUAGAGCACUACUUUUGACCAGGGCCAAUAGGGGAAUCCCAUAGCGCACUACUUUUGACGAGAGCUCUAUGUAGGGAAUAGUGUGCCAUUAAGGACGGAGUCCAUGUUCCAAUGCUCCCUCCCAGAGGAAAAAAAAAAGAAAAAAGAUUGAAGAAUGAACUUUUAUUAUGGAGCUUGUACUCGUCUGUCCACCUACUGGUCUGAUGGUAUCAAGUAGUGGGUUGGACGGACAGACGGGGCCUUCAAGAGGACUUAGUGGUGAAGAAGGAACAGCAGGGGACGGGGUUACUGAUCAAUGUUUUUAUGUAUUUUAUUAACUUGUACUAUGAAGUGGACAGGAUCUGGAUGCUGUCAUCAGACACACAUGAUGCUUAUGUGUCAGUCAGUGUCCCUCACUCUGUUCUAAAUACCCCCCUCCCCCCUCCCCCCUCCACAAAGGGUUGUAGCGUUGUGAUUUUAAGUCUAUUUCACCUUGUCUUUUUUUACUAUUAUAAUUCCUUUGGACAGGCAUCACAGAGGCGUCUGUGCUCUCAUCCUGUUGAUACACAAGCUGUUUUACUCGUUAGUCUCCGGGGUAACAAGGUUUGUGUCCUGUCGUCAGGGUUACAGGUUCAUAGGCUUGGGGUCGUUAAUCAUUUAGGUAACUCUCACACCACCAUUUUAAAUUGCAUUAAAACCAUGUUCAAACACACACGUAUUAUAUUGCUUUGUAUGUGAAUAUAUUGAGAAAUAGUUUGAGAAUGUUUAAGUAAGCAAAGUCUUUGUAAAACGACGGACUGUUGGUCCAUGAUAUAACCUGUAAAUAGCCAGGUGUAAUUAUACCAAACACAGGUGGACAAAAGAGGGGGGG